This is a messenger RNA of Mytilinidion resinicola, 712 nucleotides long. RefSeq lists its product as uncharacterized. The record is from RefSeq and is a predicted model, not a curated record. NCBI's taxonomy places the organism in Eukaryota, Fungi, Ascomycota, Dothideomycetes, Mytilinidiales, Mytilinidiaceae. The transcript is spliced from 2 exons. The annotation marks the transcript as partial.
CUGGCAAUCACCACCACCUCCUUCCGCUGCAGACCUCACCGUCCUCCUCUUCGUCGGCGGCUUAGUCAUUCGCACGUGGUUACCACCUCAACCUCAACCUUAACCUUAAUCCAGCCACUCCUUCGUCCACACCCUACCCUCCACACCUCACCACCCCACCAACUCAAGGUCCUCUACGGCGCAAAAAAUGCCCAACACCACCCCCUUCGCCCCCUCCACCAACGUCUUCGCUCCCCUCACCGCCCUCCCCACCUCCACCACCACCCCCCCACCCAUCGCCAUCGAAAGACUGGAAACUUUCACCCUCUCACCCGCCGCGUCAAACCAGCCCACGAAUACGCCCACGAAUACGCCCACCGAGCCCCCACCCAAACCCAAGAAGAAAGCCCACCGCAGCGCCCGCGGCGGCAAGAAGAAGGCGCCGAAAAAGCCCCUACCCGACACAUCCCCUUCUCCCCCUCCUCCUCCGCCACCGCCUGUAGCGAAAGACACGACUGCGUUCCUCGCCGCAUGGACGACGCUCGGCGCGCAGCUCUGCGCCAUGGGCCCCGAAACGCGGCGCGCGCGGGCGCGGGAGCUGGCCGGGGUGUUGCGGGGGCCUGGUUUUGAUCCGGGACGGUUUGGGGGAUGGCCGUGGGAUGGGGAUGCGGAGGAGGGGGAUGGUGGGGAGGAGGCGGAGGAGGUGGAGUGGUAUGAUGCGGGUGGCGGGUGA